This is a messenger RNA of Mesocestoides corti, 414 nucleotides long. The record is from the annotation of a GenBank genome assembly. NCBI's taxonomy places the organism in Eukaryota, Metazoa, Platyhelminthes, Cestoda, Cyclophyllidea, Mesocestoididae.
AUGCUGAAGUUGAUUGAUCUCGGCAUCAGCCAGCGCCUGCCGGUGGAUUGCACCCACAUGGAUCUCCAGCAGCCGAUGGGUUCAAUUAUCUACAUGAGUCCUGAACAGCUUACCUGCAUCGCCAGUGGUUCCUCGACGCAUCCAGCCAGUACCAGGGGUGACAACGAACCAAAGGUCCGAUUGAAGACUGACGUCUGGUCGCUCGGCGUAAUUCUUUACGAGAUGGUGCAUGGCCGCGCACCAUUCGGCCGAACUCACCAGGCCGCCAUAAUGACGGCCAUAAUCUCUCCAAACUUCCCCAUACCAUUCCCCCAUGUGAUAAAUCCCAAGAUCGACAAGGCCCUCAAGCGCUGCCUUGUUCGUGAUAUUAGGCAACGCGCGUCGCUAAAUGACUUACUGGAGAUGUACAGCUAG